Molecule: messenger RNA, 1936 nt
Organism: Clarias gariepinus (North African catfish)
Lineage: Eukaryota; Metazoa; Chordata; Actinopteri; Siluriformes; Clariidae
Gene: rex1bd
Product: required for excision 1-B domain containing
Exons: 5
Coding region: 47-499 (150 amino acids)
Source: RefSeq, a predicted model, not a curated record
AAAACAUUACAAAAUAAAAGCCGGCUGGUGAUCUUGGAGACGCGCCAUGCUCUCCUCAGAUUUUAAAAGCCUGGUCCAGCGUUUCUACGCACUUCAGACUGAGCGCCUGGAGGCGUACAAACUUUUCGAGGAGGGUCACGAGGCGUACUUGAGGACGGGGCCGCAGUAUGACUUCGAGCAUUACAGACAGCUGGUCCACGAGAUCACCAAAGCGUUCAGCGGCAUCUCUAAGGAGGUUCUGGAGAUCAAAGAGCGUCUGCACCAGGACCUGGACCGGGCGGAUCUCUCCGAACACAUCGACAAGCUGCAGAUCAAAGAGAAGCAGAAACUGGAGUUGACGGCGCAGUUACAGCUCGCCAAGCAGAGUGCGCAGGAUCAUCCAGAAGAUCAGAGCUACCAAGAGAAGGUCCAGGAGAUCAGACAGGAGAUUAUUAAAAACAAGGAGUCUCUGAGUGAAAUCAUGCAGGAUUUCAAGUACGACUCCGAAGAUGCAGAAUGAAACAGAGGCUGCGUUCUGAGAUGGACCUGAAUGGAGUUUCACCCAUAAUACGACCUCUUAUGCGAGGACUGGCCACAUAUGUUGUGUGUGUGUGUGUGUGUGUGUGUGUGUGUUCAGUGUGAAUUCUGUAUGUUUCAUUAUUGUUGAAGAUCUGUUCUUUUAAAGAAGUUGUUUAAUAAGUAAUUUGUGUUACAGUUUAUUUUGUUCCUUUAGUUUAUCAGGUAUUAAACUAUUACAAUUAUUAACCUUGUGCCACCUUUACAAAGAUCAAAACUACAAAAAAACAGUUGUAUGUCUCAUAACAAAUGCACAUAUAAGAGGUUCUCUAAAGAACAAUUCACAACUGAUUCCAUGUCAAACAUUUAUGAGGCAUUUUCCAAUUAAAUCUUUUUUACUUGAAUAUUUAAUUCAUGUGAAUUUGUAUUAUAUGUCCGUGUAGAAUAAUUCAUAAGCCAGUUUUUCACACAUCCAGAUAAUUAUACCAGCCAAGAAAUUUCCCAUCUAUAUUGUGUGUGCGCGUGUGGUUGGAUGGUGAAUAAUCCUAAUUUCGGAAACUCCUCAACAAAACACGUCCAAUAGUUCACAGUCCAAUACAGUGGAAAACAGCUCUGAGGAAAAAUGGCAUCCAGGAUUCCCCUCACGAUUUAAAGUUGCAGAGACGGCAUUGUUACGGUUAACUGUGAGAUUAAUUUCCUAAGGCGUGAUGGUAGUGUGGAGAAAGGGGACAGGUUUAGUCUAGUGUAUUGUUAUGCUUUACAUUGUAUAUUAGUGUCAAAGGCGUAUAAGACUCACUUUGUCAGACUUACAGUACAAACUGAUCCCGGAAUGGAACUCAUUUGUAAGUUGGGUACAAAAUGUAUAACCUGUAUUGUAUUACCAAUAUAAUGUAUUGGUAUGGAGCCAUGCCCUAAACUAUAGUACUCUGCCUUAACUUUGUCACAUUUUUAUUUAUUAUUGUAAAGUAAAAUAAUACAUUUAACCCUGGAAUGAUUAUACUACUGUCAUUAUGUAUUUGUGAGCUGUACGCUUUUCUCCAAUCUCGCUUUUCUACCCCUCAUUAAUCCCCCACCUGCUACUUCAUUUUACCGGCUUUGUACAUGUACUUUACACAAUAACAUCUAAUCAGAACUUCAGCCUUCGUAACAGCACCACCACACAAUGACUCAUCCUCUCCUCCUACAGUUGAACCACCUUCCUAUUUAUUUCCUCUCCACUUUAUUCUUAAUAACGAGAAACUCUUUUAUUUCUGCUCCUUGGCCAAUGAAAGUGCUUAAGCAACAAUUAAAGAUAAGAACAGCCGAGAGGGAAUGGAGAAAAUCACAACGUGAUGUCGACCACACAGGGAAACCAAAUACCAAUCUACUUCUCUAUUUUGCUCUGAAUGAGAGCAUCUGGAAAAUUCUCUAUACUACUACUAUAUAUUAAUUCUAGUUUUUA